GAAAAGUAUAAGUGAAUGAAGGAAGGUAAAAUGGACAAAACGCUACCGACACUACGAAUAGCUAAUUUUGUUAUUACACCACGACCCUGGGCCCGCUCCAUGGCAUUGUAAAUUGCGUGGGCCGGUCUCCUUGCUUACCAGCGCUAUCAUAGCGCAGAAUCCCCGCUUUGCCGGACCACUUCUCCAUCCCGUUCAUCCCGUCCCAUCCAGAGCGCUGCGCCCUACUGACUCCUGGAGCAAAAUCGAUUUCAUGGCCUUUCUCAAAUUUUACUGUUUAAAUGUUUUCUCUUAAAACUCGAACUAUUGUGAAAUAAUUAAGCUUAGCUCCUAUAACUUUUUAGUGUUUAGAUUGAGUGACUUCUGAAUUUGAGCUUCGGAUAUUAUAGAAGUUGACGGAUUGUAUUAUUUUUUUAGUGAAGAACUUCACACCCAAGGGUGGGGGCGUUUUGGGUGUAGACUUACCUCUAUAUAAACUAUUAUUCCAGUUACAACAUGUUCGCUUACAAAAGGAGAGUGUAAAUUUUCUUCAAUAAAACACCCUUGGGGUGUUUUAUUUAAAUUCACAAUGCUAGUGCCAACAGUGAAUCAUUUACUCACAAAACUGUUGUUUAUUGUGAUCAGCUGUCUAGCUCACGCAAAAUCCGAAGCAGAACCGGAAUUCUCAGCAAACGCCACCUCGCCCAUCCAUCCAGGAGCAGCACGUCAAAUGUAUGGUUCUAGUUCUUUGCGACAACCAGCGAAAAAACCGAUCUUGGCCACCGGCCAAAGGCAGUAUGGUGUCCGGACCACCUUGAAACCGGAACUGAUGCAACCCCAAUAUCCCUACACUUAUCCAUACGAGUACUUUCCCUUACCGAUUCCCGCUUUGGCCAUUCCUUCUAUUAUUCAAAGGUACGAUGGACCGAUCCAGAAUAGAGGCGGAGGAGUGCUAGUGAAUGGUAUGUAUGGGGGCAGAGUUGAAUAUCCCACUCUUGGAGUUAACCCUGGAAAUAUGCCUUGGGGUAUGGUUUCUGGAAGGGGCUAUGGUGACUCGUUUGAACCUGAGGAAGAAGAUCAUCAUGAGCCGUGUGCAGCGGAGUGCAAAACUGGCAUGUUUUUAUGUCCAAGCGAUUGUAGUUGCAUUAAGGAUGAAUACAAAUGCGAUGGACGUUCUCACUGUCACGACAAUGAAGAUGAGGAACACUGCACUGGUCACGAAACUAUUGCACAUGACCAUACGUUUAUUAAAUGUGACGAAACUAAAAAUUUUAUUCUUUGUCCAAAAACCAAAAGGUGUGUGUCGAAGGAUUGGUUAUGCGAUGGCGAUGACGAUUGUGGCGAUUAUUCAGACGAGACACGUUGCGGAUUUUUGCAAAAUUGCACUACUGAUCAAUUCCAAUGCGAGAACGGAUUAUGCGUUCCAAAAACGUGGAUAUGCGACAAUGAUAAUGACUGCAGAGACUUUUCGGAUGAAACUAAUUGCACCAAAAUCGGUUGCACUCCUGAUGAAUUCGAAUGUUCUGAUGGCACUUGUGUCGCCAUGAACUGGAAAUGUGACCAUCAUUUGGAUUGUCUCGAUGGCUCAGACGAAAGGGAGUGUGAUAUCAUACCUGCUCACUGCAACGAAAAAGAAUUUCAAUGCAACAAUCACAAAUGCAUAAAAAUCGAAUUUAAAUGUGACGGUGACGACGAUUGCGACGAUUGGAGUGACGAAGAUGACUGUCCUCGGAAUAUUGGUGAUUGCGUUCCAGGGGAAUUUAAGUGCAAAAAUGGCGAAUGCAUUCCUAAAAGAUGGGUCUGUGAUAAUCAAAAAGACUGUCCGACUGAAGAGGAUGAGCUUAAGUGUGACUAUGCUGUGAACAAAACGUGCAAUCCUGAUGAGUACACUUGUCCUGGAGGACAAUGUAUAUUGAAAACCUGGGUAUGUGACGGAUUAGACGACUGUCCCAAAGGUGAAGACGAAGCCAAAUGCGACAUCGUCUGUGAUGAAGCCAAAUUUCCCUGCACAGGUUCUGCACAAAACGAUUCGGCAACUGCUUUUUGUAUUGGACGCAAGCACCGAUGUGACGGACAAAAGGACUGUCCAAAAGGAGACGACGAAUUGGACUGUCCAAUAAAAAGAGACUGUGAACCGAAUACAAAGUGCGAACAACGUUGUGUCACGUAUUCUGGUGGCAGGAAGGGUUGUGGUUGUUAUAAUGGGUAUAAACUAGACAAAGACGGUAUCACAUGCAACGACAUCGAUGAAUGCCUGUAUGCAACAGAUCCAGUUUGCUCACAAAAAUGCAAUAAUACUGUUGGUAGUUACAAAUGUGGCUGUAUGACCGGCUAUAUCCUCAGACCAGAUCUCAGAACUUGUAAAGCAGUGGGUGCUCCACCUACUUUACUUUUUGCUAACAGAAUUGACAUUAGACAAAUGUCUCUAAGUAACUCAAAAUAUACUCUCUUACUAAAAGGUCUGCACAACGUGAUAUCUUUGGAUUACCAUUACAAUAAACAGCUCAUAUUUUGGUCCGACGUAUCCACUGAUAAAAUUAAAAGGGCUUCAGUUAAUGGUAGCAGCAUAACGACAAUAAUAAAUUCUGGCUUAGAAUCACCUGGCGGUAUUGCAGUUGAUUGGAUUCACAAUCUCCUAUUCUGGACUGACUCUGGAACCAAAAGAGUGGAAGUAGCCAAUCUUGAUGGCACUCACCGUGCUAUCAUUGCAGCGAAUGAACUAGAUAAGCCGAGAGCUAUUGUUGUUCAUCCUGGGGAAGCCUUAGUGUUUUGGACUGAUUGGGGCCCUAAUCCCAAAAUCGAAAGAGCAGAAAUGGAUGGUUCGAACCGCAAAAGUAUUAUUACUGAAUCUGUUUUUUGGCCUAAUGGAAUAACCAUUGAUUAUACUGUUAAUCAACUAUAUUGGGCUGACGCAAAACAUAACGUCAUUGAGAGCUCACUGUUAGAUGGCUCCAAAAGAAAGAAAGUCAUCACCAAAGGUCUUCCACAUCCAUUUGCUAUUACCAUAUUCGAAGAUGCUCUUUUUUGGACAGACUGGCAUACGAAAUCCAUAGCUACAGCCAAUAAAGUAACUGGAGCUGGUUAUAAGCCUCUACAUUCUCAGCUUCAUUUCCCAAUGGAUAUCCACACUUACCAUCCACAAAGACAACCGUCUUACAAGAAUCGUUGCGGAAAUGCACGCGCUGCAUGUCAGCACUUGUGCUUACCUAAUAGGAGGUCGUUUAGCUGCAUGUGUCGUAUGGGUCAGAGAUUGAAAUCCGAUAAGAAAACCUGUCAUAAGCCGGAGAAAUUUAUAAUUUUUGCCAAGAAGAAGGACAUACGAAUAAAACAUUUGGAUGGAUCUACCGAAAAACAAUACGAAAUGGUAAUUCCUGUGGAUGGAGUGAAAAAUGCAGUUGCAGUAGCUUGGGAUUCUAAAAGCAGUUUCAUCUAUUGGACAGACAUAGGAAUGAAAUCGAUCAAUAGGGCUUACUGGAACGGUAGCGAUCACGAGACUGUCGUCAAAACCAAUAUGGUUGCUCCACACGGUCUUGCUUAUGAUUGGUUGACAGACAAACUCUAUUGGACAGACAUGGAAAAAUCUAGAAUAGAAGUAUCCAAUUCAGACGGAUCAGUUAGAUCUUUACUUAUAUGGGAAAAUUUAGAUAAGCCUGGCGAUAUAACAAUUGACCCACAAAGUGGAAUAAUGUUCUGGACUGACGUGGGUGUUAAAAAAAGGAUAGAGAAAGCCAACAUGGAUGGUUCUAAUAGAGCAAUCUUAGUUUCUACUAAUAUUUCCUCUCCAAGUGGUCUCACCAUUGAUCAUUCAACUGGAAAACUUUACUGGACUGAUGGUGUUCAAAAGAGCAUCAAUUUGAUUAAUGUAGAUGGAACUGGGAGAAAAACACUUUUAUCUGGCAUAAGUCUCCCUUAUCCUUACGGCAUAGACGUGUUCGAAAACGAUAUCUACUGGUCCGAUUGGAUGAAAAAAUGCAUAGAAAAAGCCAAUAAAUUAACAGGAGAAAAUAGAACGACUGUAGUUAGGAACAUUCCUGACGCAAUGGGUAUCAAAGUGUUUCAUAGGAGCAGGAAAAUUACUAGAACGCCUUGUAGCAACAACAAUGGCGGCUGCUCGCACUUGUGUUUGCUGAAACCUAAAGGACAUUCUUGCGCUUGUCCAACUGGAAUCAAGCUUAUGGAUGAUCGAAAAACUUGCACGGAUGGUCCAUUGAACUAUCUCAUUCUUGCUCACCGCAUGGAUAUACGACAAAUCUCUCUGGAUGUGCCAUAUAUGGCUGAUGUGGUACUACCUUUUAAGCAUCUUAAAAUGGCAACAUCUGUAGACGUGGAUCGUAAAACAGGGGAGAUUUACUGGACUGAUACUUCAGAGGCCUGCAUUCAAAAAGCGACUGUGAAUGGAACUAAUAGGCAAACUAUUAUUACGCAUGAAAUUGACGCACCAGAUGGGAUUGCUAUCGAUUCGACGGGAAGAAAGAUUUAUUGGACUGAUGGUGAAAGAAAUAGCAUCGAAGUGUCUGAGCUAGAUGGUUCGAAUCGCAAAGUACUGUUUAACCACGACAUCUAUAAUCCACGAGCAAUAACCUUACACUAUCACCACGGUUUAAUGUUUUGGUCGGAUUGGGGUUCCGAGAACCCAAAAAUCGAAGUAGCGAAUAUGGACGGUACAGAACGACGAACAUUAAUCAGUGCAAAUAUCACAUGGCCCAAUGGACUGGCAAUUGAUAGACCCGCUGGACGUUUAUAUUGGAACGAUGGUAAACGGAAUACCAUAGAGUCGUGUGAUUUGGAUGGCAAAAAUCGCAGAUUGAUUUUAAGCAAAGUUCCACAUCCCUACGGUUUGGUGGUUGUCGGGAAUCAUAUUUAUUGGACCGAUUGGAAGACGGAAGCUCUACAUCGAGCUGACAAGGAGACUGGUGAAGAUCGUGUUAUAAUAAGAGGAGACUUAGAAGGACUUAUGGAUGUUAGAUCGGUGCAAUAUGACAACAUUGCCGAAAAUGCUUGUGGAAAUAAUAAUGGCGGUUGCAGUCACUUGUGCCUAAGAAAUCCUAAGGGGCAUACAUGUGCUUGUCCAACAGGCUUGAGAAAAUCCUCAGACAAUCCUAAACAUUGCCAACCAAUAAGCGAAACAUUCCUAUUAACCGCAGCCAGAUAUUCUCUGAGCCAAAUCAGUUUGGAUACCAUGGACGCUUGGGAUGUUACUUUACCAAUAAAAGAUGAUGUGCAAAACGUCAUAGCUGUGGAUUAUCAUUAUCGAAAAAAGUUGAUAUUUUACGCCGAUAUCGGUAGAAAUGUCAUCAUGAGUGUGAGUAUGAAUAAUUUAUCGGAUGUCAAAACGAUUGUGAAUAAAAAUUUAACUUCGCCUGAUGGUAUCGCUGUUGAUUGGUUAGCUGAGAAUAUUUAUUGGACGAAUACUGGAAAUAAAGUGAUUGAAGUAGCUAGAUUGGAUGGAUCCCAUAGAAAAACAGUAGUCAGCAAUCUAUUUGAUCCAAGAUCCCUGGCAUGCAAUCCAAUCAGUGGCUAUAUUUAUUGGACUGAAUGGGAUCAACACAGUCCAAGAAUCGAACGCAGUCACUUGGAUGGCAGUAACAAGAAAAUAAUAGUGAACCAAGAUUUGUCAUUUCCUAUCGGCUUAGUUAUUGACUAUUCCAACAAAAGGCUGUAUUGGAUCGACGCGAAACUGAAUGAAGAACGCAUUGAAACUUCAGAUUAUCACGGACAAAAUCGAGUCACUUUACCCAUUGAUAAGACGCAUCCAUUUUCAUUGACUCAGUAUAAAGAAUGGAUUUUCUGGACCGAUUGGGACCAGAAAUGUAUCAUGCGCUCUGAAAAAAUAACGGGAAACGGUAAAAUGAUGAUAAGACCAUUGCACGCAGCAAUGGGUAUCACUAUGGUAGCGGCUGAAAGACAAAUGUCUUGGAAUCCAUGUAUGAUGAACAAUGGAAACUGCACACAUCUAUGCUUUUUCAGGAAGAAAGGAUAUACUUGCGGGUGUCCUGAUGAACAUACACCUGGUUGCAAAACUGCACCAGAUAUUCGAGUAUCAAACGUGUGUCCUGAAGGCAAAGGAUUCGAUUGCCCAGAAUCAGAGGAAAAAGAUUACGUAGAUGAAGAUUAUUUAGAAGCAAUAAAUAAAGCUGAAUACACCCCACCUCCGGACACUCCUGUGUUUGAUAAAACUUCAGCAUUUUACGUUAUAACCUUGGUACCCAUGAUCGGAAUAGUUAUAGCCAGCGUGGCAGUAGUAGCGUACAUUUUAAUAAAGAAAGGGAAAAAGACCUACAUGUACGGUGCCAGCAGAAGCUUUUCGAAUCCCAACUAUUACUCCAACGAUCCAAACGGACCACAACAUGCGGCUGACAGAAGGCAAUUUAUAUGGAAACGAUUGAAAUAUGACAAGUCACAGGAACGUGUAUACGAGGAAACUGUGGUAGCAAGUCCUGAGGUAACCAGCCUCAUACCCACAAUUUUGACACCGUGCAGUUCGAAUUGUGAAGCAGUAACACCGGAAAUGGAACGAUCGCCAUCGGUCACGCCGCUUCACAAAGUGGACAUUGAAUAAAACUAUAAAAUUUGUGAUCAAACAUUUUCUGUUGUUUUAUCGGUGAGUGGAGCCAUUGCAAAACGAAACAUAAAUAAAUUGAAACAAAAUAGUCACCUCACAGUCAAGAUAAUUUGCAGGUUAUUGAUUGAUUCAUGGUUUGUAUAUAAUAAAGUAUUGUCAAAUUAAGGUGACUGACAAUAACAAACUAAUGUUUAUUAAAUACCUAGUUGAAUUUAAUGGGGAGAGGAGGAAAGUUGGAUACACAGGGCAUUGAAAUAAAUCCAAUUCAUGUUCUGUAUCUAUGUUCAAUCAAGUUGUUUUAGAUAAGUGAGGUAUACCUAUCUAUGCAUAUUUUUUUCAAAUCGAAUGAGGCAAAAUAAAAUGGCAAGUACUGAAAUGGUUAGUUUUCAAUGCCCCUGUACUGCAUACUAAAAUGACAUUUCUAAAUUCUUGAAGAAGCCAUUAAUUAGGUACCUACUCAAAAUGAGAUAAUAAGUCAUGUUUUUUUUUUCUGAUUUAUUAAAAAUUAAUUGGAAAAAGAAAGUUUUUUUCUGUUAAGUGAAUUUGCAAUAUAAUGAAAUAAUUAGGUUAUGUUUAUAGCUUUGUUCCAACACAGUGGGAAACCGUUCGAUCGUCACGAUUCUGCGCAAAGCCUAAAACUUGUGCGUAAAAUCAGAAAUGCGUUUACAGAGUGAUUUCCAAACUGUUCAUGGGACGGUUCUUGACGUGCUGGAACAGACCUCAUAUGUUUGUUCAAAUUAUAAAACAAUACGCCUUAUUUUUGGAUAAAUGUGCUAAAGUCGAAUCAAUAAAAUAAAAUAUUCCUGUUAAAAUUGUAAUAAAUGAAAAUUAUCACUAUGUAAUAACUAUUUACGUUAAUUUUGACUAUGUUGUAGAUAUAGAACAUAUCUUGUUACAAAAAAUACAUUUUAAAAAUCUAAUUAUUGAUGUUUUGUACAAUCUCGCAGACAAAACGCGGAAUUAGGCAUUUCCCAAAAUUCUCAGGUAUUCUAUAAGAAGCCGGCAAGGUGUUAGCGUACAAAACAAAUUUCAUUACCAUCAUUCACUAAUUCAGGCAAAGCAAAGUGUUAAAAUUCUGGCAAAACGCGAGCAGAAAAAUCUAUACUCUGGUAUUACAAUUAGACAUGUAUGGUAUUUUUAAUACCCAUUUAGAAUAACCCCAUCCCUAUUUAUCAAUCACUAAUCAGAUGCAACAAAAAAUUACCAACAAAAACGAACCUCGAUUGCUAACAGGUCAAUUUCAUGUAUAAAUGGGAAAUUCCUAACCUAAUUUUAUUUGUGUGUUUAAGAAGCGACAUACGUUAAUUCACUAGAACUACUGGUACUUCCAAAUAAGUAUUAAAAAUACAAUAGGUACUAAAGCAUUUCAAUAACAUAUACCUUGAAUCCACUCAACUAAAUACUAAGAUCGAGAAUAGGGUAGUAGGUAGCUAGUUUCAAUACCCACUCAUCCGAUCUUAGAAGUCAUACAGUGAAACAAAAAUCAGUAAAUACCAAAACAUUUUAGAAACAAAAUGCUACCGGUAAAAAACUUGAAUAAAAUGAAGUUUUAUCAACAUAAACCAAAAAUCAUCAAUGUAGGCAUACCUACAGGCAAUCCGAGAGAGAUCGCACUAAGAGAGCUCUGAAACAAAUGAAAAUAGAUAAGCCUUCCAUAUACAUAAAUGUUGAAAAUGCAAGGAGCCAUAGUAUAAAAUGUCCCUAGUUCAGUGUAGUAUCAUCAGUAGAACAAGCAGGAUUAAUUUGAGAAAGGAUUCGAUAAAAUCUAUCUAGUAGGCAGUACACCUACAACCAACCCAACCAACCAAGCAGACUACUAUUGAAGGUUUCUAUCCCGGCACCGUUUUAAGCAACAUAGAUUUUAUUGAUUUGUUUCUAUUGUCGCAGAGUACUUGAACGUUGAACCUUGAACCUUCACAUACUUUAAAGAAAAAAAAAAAAAAGAGGAAGAAAAGUAAAUAAAAAUUGACAAAAAAGAGUUUGAAAUGUUGUUUAUAGCUGAGGGACAAAAAUAAGUAGUUCAUGGUUAGAUGUGAUCGAAAGAAAAGCUUAUCCAGCACCAGAAUAUCAAAAUAUUGCCCCAUGGACGAUAACCACUUCAUGAUUGACAUAGGAGUUAUCGAUUGCUGUCUUCAUAAUAAUUGACAAAUCAUCUUCGGCUGUGAUCAUACGUCUUAUUCCCCUAAAAGCAAGUAUUUUUGUGAGUUGCGAUAUGAGCCGUUCUUUAACUUCUAUACCAAUUCACUCGAAUUCCUUUUGGAGUGACUAAUGACUCAAGCCAGAAAGAGUGGAUAUAGACAUCAACUCCAGCAAUGCCGCUCAUCAACGCUACUUCUUUUUUUAUUAACUUAUAAGUUUAUACAUUACAACACUUCCGAUUCACAUUCCUAUUAAAACUACCCUUCACCUAUAUCUAUAAAUUCUUAAAACUCCUGACAGCUUAUGCAAAAUAAUUAUUUAAAUCAUAAUCCGACUCACUGGAUUAAGUAUAUAUGUAUUACCAACUAUAUUUUUAUAAAAACCUUACAAUAAUUACUGAAUGAAAAACCCUAAUUCAAAACUUCAGCACUUAAGGUCAUCAAAGUUACUUUAUGAAUAACAAUUUUCAAACAAAACUUUCCAAUACCUACAUUUAGUGGUUCCAUCCUUAACUAAGAAUCAUUUUGAACAGAACAAUUACUAUUUUCGGAUUCCUAGCCAACAAACUCAAUUAUUUAAAUUCUUAUUAGUUAGUUACUAGCCCUCAAACUCCAAUUGGACAAUUCAAUUCAAAAUUCUUUAAUAAUUCAUACUCAAAAUCGAUAAUUGUUAAGAGCAUUAUAAUUUUCCCUUUCAAAUCCUUUGCAAAAUUAAUUAAAAUGUCAUUUUAAAGUUAUGAAAUAAAGUUUUACAGUCAAAUCACUCAAGUUUUUAUGCAUUAAAGUUCCAAAGUUAAUUCACUUCAUAGUCAUUCAUCAUUUAUAAAGUCAAAAAGUUUUACUAGUUACUAGUAGUACUUUCCACUCGUAAAAUUACUUAAUUAAUUUACUUUAAAAACCUCUAGAGAUAGAUAGAUAUAUUAAUAUUGGGGUGUUGUUGCACUGCGACCUAAAGAUCUAUUGUGCUCCCUGCUGAGGCCGAUUUGAUGUGGAUCUCAAAUCAUAGUACUUCGUCCAGUCCUAUGGCCUUGAUGAGGGCUAGUAACUGGUACGAUGUCAAGGAUGGUAUGUUUCCUUCUAAAACUACAUAGUCACCGAGAUGUGUAGCCCGGCUUCUAGCGAUGGCUUCGCAUACGGUUAGCAGGUAUUCUCGAGUUUCUUCCUCCGCCCCGCAAAACCUGCAUUCACUAGAUCUCUCGAGUAGCAUUUUCCUGCAGUGUUCUCGAAGGUGGCAGUGCCCUGUCAUAAACCCUGUAAGAAUUCUUAGUUUAGUUUUACUUAAAUUUACUAGACCUUUAGAUUUUUUGGGAUUGAAGUUUCCAAGGAAUAUCUUAGAGUGUCUCAGUACCGGAAGGUCGUCCCAGAGGCGAGCUCUUAGGUCGUAUUUCAUUUUCUUAAGCUCCGCUGUAUAAGUGUUUUCACCUAUACCGCAAAAAGGCUCCGGUCCUACAAACGGGGAACCGGAUCCUUUAUUUGCCAAGGUAUUGGCUUCUUCGUUACCUUCUACUCCUGCGUGUCCAGGCACCCAUAGUAAAGUGACUUUAUUUUUCUUUCCUACCUCAUUUAGUUUCCCUAGGCAAUCCCGUACUAUCUUAGAACUGAUGACAUAUGAACUCAGUGCCAUUAUGGCCGAUUGACUGUCGGUGAAUAUUGCAAUAUCUUGCUUGAAAUAGUUCCUGUUCUGGAUCAUUUGAGCACAUCUGUCAAUGGCGUGUAUUUCCGCCUGAAAGACACUGGUGUAUUUACCCAGUGACUCAAAAUAUUUGGUGCGAGGCCCAAAUACUCCAGCUCCUGAUCCUUUGUCGGUUUUCGAACCGUCUGUGUACCAUUUAAUGGUGUUUUCUUUGAGAGAUUCGGUGAUCUUGCCGCUUUCCCAGUCGCUUUUAUUAUCAAUCCUUGUGAAGAAGUUUCUCUCAAAGUGAUAUUCUUUGGUUAUAUCCUCUUUAGGAGGAAGGGAAUACACCGUGUCUGGGAUGACCAUGCUCCUGGAUCGAUAAUGUCCUUAGCCUCGGUGCUAUUCCUAGCUAGUCUAAAGAUAGCCCUUUCUGCAGCUCCCUCCACCGACAAGUGCAAAGGUGUGAGGUCACGUAUGACGUUCAACGCUACUGUUGGACAUGUUCUCAUGGCUCCUGUGAUACAUACACUUGCCAGUCUUUGCAAUUUAUCAAGUGCUCGCCUUGUAGUGCUUUGUUCUGCUAUGCCAUACCAAACUGCUGCCCCAUAUGUGAUUAUGGGUUUUACCAUCAUAAUGUACAUCCACCGCAGUAUUUUUGGUGUACAUCCCCAGUUUUUACCCGCCAAGUUUCUGCACACCAUAAUGGCUUUAGUAGCUUUGUUAACAAUGGCUUCUAGAUGUUUUUUCCAUAGAAGUUUACUAUCCAGUGUUAUGCCCAGAUAUUUGACUUCGUUUGCUUGAUUUACAACCUCUCCACUUAGGUGAAUUUCCCUAGUAAGUUGAAUUUUCCUUCUAAGUGUAAAUGGUACAAUAGUGGUUUUUGCUGAGUUGAUGCUCAGCCCCACCGAUGUGCACCAUUCUUCGGUAGUACUUAGGCCUUUUUGUAUGAGGUCGUAUAGUGUGCCCUCAAACUUGCCUUUGGCAAUAAUGACAAUAUCAUCGGCGUAACCUAUACAAGUUAGACCCUGAUUUGUCAGUCUGGACAGGAGUUCAUCAACUGCCAGGCUCCACAACAGGGGUGAGGUUACUCCCCCUUGAGGUGUACCACGAGUGGUUCUGAUGCUUGUGGUUUGUUCACCUACAGUUGUCUCAGCUGUUCUCGUAGUCAGAAUUUCACAGACCCACCGGACCAUGGUUUUAUUCACUCCUCUCCUCUCCAGAGCAAUUUUCACCGCCCCAUGGGACGUGUUAUCAAAAGCCCGGGAUAUAUCCAGGAAGGCACAUAUGGCUGUUUCUUUUUCCUUAAGGGUUUUUGGAUGAUUUCUGUAAGUUGAUAGAGCGCUGUCUCUGUCGAUCUGCCUGAUCUGUAUGCAUGUUGGCACGAGUGUAGAGGUGCCUUCUCCAAAAUUUCCCACUGAUGUAGUUAUCUACAGCUUUUUCUAUCGUCUUUAGUACAAAGGACGUAAGACUAAUGGGUCGAAAAGAUUUAGGGUUUGUCCCAUCCUUUUUACCUAUUUUGGGUAUGAAGGCUCGUCGCCAGAUACUCGGUAUAUAUCCCGAGGCUAAACUAGUCCUAGCUAUUCUAAGUAGGUGAGGGAAUAUUUCCUUUUGCCCUUUUUGUAAAAGGGCAGGAAAUAUUCCGUCCACUCCUGGUGACUUAAACGGUUGAAAGGUACUUAUUGCCCAUUCCAUCGUUCCGCAGUAAAAACCCUCUUUGCAGCUUCCCAGUCCUCCUUCUUCGGUUUACUGGUGUCGACUACCGUGGUUAUUUCUACUGGUACGCUACCUGGAAAGUGCGUUUCCUCUUCUCCUUUCGUGUAGGUUCCGUCCGGCUUUUUGAGGGCCAUCACUGGAUUUGUUCCUUCUUUGGCCAUGGCCUUAUGUAGCCUUGCAGCCGUUGGAGUGUCAGCAAUUUCCUCACAAAAGGUUCUGAAAUGUUGCCUUUUGGCUUUUCUUAUCUCUUUGUUAUACAGAGUAAGCACUUCUGCGUAUCCCUGCCAAUUUCCGUCACUUUUUGCUGUAUUGAAAAGAUGACGCACUUGAAAUCUCAGUUUUGACAGGUGCCUGUUCCACCAUGGUGCAUCUUUUUUGGAUCUCUAGAGCUCGCACAUAAUGUUGAACGAAUUUUAAUGUUCUUUCAUUCACAAAUUUUCCGUUACUUUUAAACAUUCGAUUAAACCCGUUUUCCCGAGGUAACAAAAUGAAAUAAACUCUUCGCGAAUUUUAUCUGCACUACUCAUUAGGUACUGUAGACUUAAAACUGAACGACUGAACUGACAACUGCUCCUCCACUUCUAAAACCACCUGUAUUUAUAUUAUUCGAUCCCCCCAAAAUUCCUAUCCAUCAUUCAAUAACCUUUCUCUUUUAUUUUUUUUUUAAAUCGAAUAAUUAUGUCGCAAUUUCCUGGUUUAUCGGGGUCAACAGAUUGGGUUGUAAGAAUUGGACAUAUAACUCAAAGAAAACCGACAACACGUACGGCCAUAAAUCACCUAUUUAAUUACUUUAGCCUCGCUUUUAAUAUGUUCAUUGAUUUGAUUUAGGAGAUGACAUCACGCUUGUUGACUAAAUAAUGAGAAUUAUAAAUAUUUUAAUUAAUUUGGGGUCAACAAUAUUUUGUUUGAUUUUCAAUUUAUUGAUACUGAUUUGAAAUACAGGCAAUUUAGUUUUUGAUUAUUUGAUUACAUUUAAUUUUUACAGUAAAGACAUUGUAAAUUACGGGUCUAUUUUCCCGGGUCAUUACAACAUUAUCAAACAAGAACAUUUAGAAGAUACAUAUGCAUUUCUUGACGACGUAACCAUCGGUGGUAAAAAUAAAGAGCAUCAUGAUACAAAUCUUAGAAAUUGUUAAGAAAUAUAAUAUGACGCCUAACAAAGAGAAAUGCAUGACUAAAAUUAAUAUACUAGGGCAUACAAUAGAAAGAAAAUCAAUCAAACCAGACAUAGACAGACUUAAACCACUGAUUCAGUUGCCACUACCUACUUCGCUCAGGAGAGUUCAAAGCAUGUUUUCCCAUUAUUCCAAAUUCAUAUAUAAGUUUUCUGAGAAAAUACAUCCACUGGUUCGAGUUAAAAAGUUUCCAUUGUCUGCUUGUGAAGCUGCUGCAUUUGAACAGUUGAAGACUGAUAUACAAAACGCUGUUGGUAUUUCCAUUGACGAUGAAACCACUAUUACUGUUGAAACUGACUCAUCAGAAUAUGCUAUUGCUGCUCAACUUAUAUAAUCUGGAAAACCAGUGGCGUUUUUCUCUAGAACAUUGACGAAAUCGGAACAGCGACGUUUUUCCGUAGAAAAAGAAACCUAUGCUAUAGUGGAAGCACUCCGUAAAUGGAGACAUUUUCUGAUUGGACGUUACUUUAAGCUCGUAACUGACCAGAAAUCGGUUGCUGUUAUGUUUAAUUCACUAAGUAAUUCUAAAAUUAAAGAUUAAAAAAUAAUGCGGUGCAACGAUCAUCUUAUAAAUAUGACAGAUUUUGAAAUCAAAAUAUCGUAGCAAAUACAUUUUCAAGAAUAUCUUUUGCGAUUUUACCUUCUUCUAGUGACAAAACAUUAUAUAAUCUACAUAAUUCUCUCUGUCAUCCUGGUAUAACAAGACUGUAUUACUGGGUCCGAUGUAAGAGUCUACCUUUCUCACUAGACGAUAUCAAGAGAAUUUCAGCAACCUGUCCCGUUUGUGCUGAGAUCAAAACAAGGUUUCAUAGAAAUCAAGAUAUCAUCAUAAAAGCUACUGCCCCUUUCGAAAGAAUAAAUGUAGAUUUUAAAGGUCCAUUGCCAUCUGAGGACCAAAACCGCUAUAUUUUACCUAUUGUGGAUGAAAUUUGUAGAUUCCCAUUUAGCUUUACUUGUCCUGACAUGACCUCAUCAACUAUUAUAAAUUGUUUAACUCAAUUUCUUUUCUGUUUUUGGGACACCAUCGUUCCUGCAUAGUGAUAGAGGGAACAUCAUUUAUGUCUGAAGAACUGAAAACAUUCUUAACACGACAUGGGAUUGCAACUAGUCGCACUACUACUUAUAACACACAAGGGAACGAUCAGUGUGAACGGUAUAAUAGUGUUAGAUGAAAAAUCAUUCAGUUAGCUCUAAAAGCAACAAACAUAGAUAUAAGGCAUUGACAGCAGGUACUGGUCGACUCUUUACAUUCAAUAUAGUCUUUGUUAUGUACAGCAACAAAUUGUUCACUGCGUGAAAGAAUGUUUUGUUAUCCUCGAAGAUCUACAAAUGAUUCUCCAAUUUCAACCUGGUUGAGUAUUCCUGAUCCAGGCUUCCUAAAGAAGCAUGUAGGUAAGACAAAGCAAGUAUGAACCGAUCGUGGAAGAAUUGCAAUUCCUAGAAGCUAACUCUGAUUAUGCUCAUAUCAGAUUAGCUUAUGGUAAAGAAACAACUGUGUCAACACGCCACUUUGCGCCAAGAGGAGAUUCUGCUCUGCAUACAGAAACGUCGAAUGAAGAUAUGAAUAUAGAAUGUAGAACAUAUAGAAACGAACCUAAUGAUCAAAACAACGACCAAUGUAGUGAACCCGUCCAGUAGAGUGUUUUCACAGCUAUUAGACCAAUACCCACCUCUACCAUAUAAAAACCCCCCUCCAGCACAGCCAUCAUACCACUACCACCUCCACUGUGAACCCCCUUCUGUGAAGCUCCUACCCUGAGGAGGCACUUUUUACCCACCUCCACUGUAAACUCUCGUCCGUAAAGCCCUCCAUUAAUCUAUUUUGAAAAGGCUCCUACCCUGAGAUGGCACUUUUUUAUAUCCCUCCACUUUCUUGAAAACUAAAAAAUAUUUAACCAAAUCUUCCAUUUGUAUUCGUCAAUUUUGGGGUUGGCCCGGGUAAAAUCCCCAAAAUUUCGGAUCAAAGGCGCUGCCGAUCUAGAGAUGUUCCCACAGUAUCGUAAAACUUCCCAGGCUCAAGUGCCCCCGGCUAUUAGACCAAUACCCAACUCUACUACGUGAAUGGUCCACCAGAUUCACAAGCAAAAUUUUAUUAUUGCAAUAAAAUUAAUCCCAUGGAGUUUAGAACGCUUUUGACAAAUGGAUAUGGAAAGAGGUACCUCUUCAGAGUAGAAGCUUUUUGUGGGUGGGUAUUGCUCUGAUAGCUGUGAGGUAGGUAUUGGUCAUAAACAGGUGCAUUAAUUUUAUUGCAAUAAUAACAUUUUGCUUUUGAAUCUGGUGUACUAUUUACGUAGAAGAGGUGGGUAUUGGUCCGAUAGCCGGGGGCACUUGAGCCUCGGAAGUUUUUGGAAACCGUGGGAAAAUCUCUAGAUCGGCGGCGCAUUUUAUCUGAAAUUUUGGGUAUUUGACUCGGGCCAACCCCAAAAUUGAUGAAUACAAAUGUAAGAAUUGGUUGAAUAUUCUUUUGUUUUCAAGAAAGUGGAGGGAUAUAAAAAAGAGUCACCUCAGGGUAGUAGCCUUAUGAAAAUAGAUUAAUGGAGGGCUUUAGAGAAGGGGGUUUACAGUGGAAGUGGGUAAAAAGUGUCUCCUCAGGGUAGACGCUUCACGGAAAGAGGUUUACAAUGGAGGUGGGUAGUGGUAUGAUGGCUGUGCUAGAGAGGGGUUUUUACGUGGUAGAGGCUGGUAUUGGUCUGAUAGCUGUGAAAACACUCUACUCAGAUCCCAUUCAACAACUCAAUUACAACGAUUCUGAUUCUGGAAAUCUUGAUUGGAUACCUGUAACACCAUUAAGGAAUCUAGGCGAUGAAGUUGUAGAAAAUAUAACUGACUAUUCCUUGAACCGACCAAAACGUCAAAAGGAGCCUCCUGUCUUUUUGAAAGAUUAUGAAACCGACUAGGGAUGAAUGUUAUAUAUUUAGAAACUUUUAAAAUGUUCUGUAUUUUAUAUUUUGUUACCUUUAUUAUUUGUCAACCUUGACAGUCUGUCAGUGUUAGUUAUAUGCUCUGUAUAGUAAUAUUCUGAGUUUAUUAAAGCCUGUAUUCUAGAGGUUCUCUUUCACUUCAUUGGCGAUGUUCCUGAGAAUGUUCUUUUUGGGAAAAUAAGGGCGCGCUGAUUCUUUAACUAUUUAUCGGACACACUUGCUCCAUAAUAUUUUUUACAAGGCACUCUAAACAUUUUCAAUCACGCCUACUUGAGGCCAACACGACAUGUUGAAUUAGGUUAUCUCUGUCAAUAAUUAACUCACAAUUUGCAGAAAUCCUCCAACUUUUAUAAUCUGAUACUCCAAAGAAAUGUGAGUUGGUGGCUCGCUACGUUAGCACGCCAAUGAUCACCUAACCUCACACCUGUUUUUGCUGUAUUCUUCCUUCCUUCGAUCCUUAUACGGAAAGUGCCAAAUUAAAAAAGCUAAACAUUAGCUAACAAGCCUCCUCCUUAGGAAAAUGUCUGUUGGCAUGAAAAAUUAGUAGCAUAACGUUGACGCACUCUAAAUGAAGGUUCCAAUUUUCCAUUUGGUCUCAUGAGUCAUAAUAGUAUGUGCAUCGCUUCACAACAGUCUUAAUUACUUUAGGACUCCAACUGCGAAAUAUCUUACAGGUUUAGGUACAUGGCUUAUACGACUUUUUCUGUGUGAAAUUGCCCAUCAUUUUUGCUCUGAUGAUAUUUUUUCCUAGACAGUUAUCAGACUUUCAUCAAUAAACUAUGUAGCUAAUACCUCUCCAAAUCACCCUGAGUUAGUUUGGAACAUAUUGGUAGUCCAAACUCCAAAAAUAUUUUUAUCUACGACCUGCACAAUAAGUGACUAUUAUGUCACUGAUUUUUGCUUAUUUGCGUUAUGUAAUGAGCCCCAUUACAGCACUAGUACGGUAAUUAAUCAUAACACGUUCAUUAUCGCACUAGUGCGGUAAGAGGUCAUUAUUUUCAUUAUAACUACACAAUAGUUAUUUAUAGUAGACAAACCACAAUAUUCACUUAUUGUGCAGGUCGUAGAAAUAAUGUUGUAUAGCACACGUACGGUAAGGCUCAUACCGUACUAGUAAUAUAAAUAACUAUUAUCUCCACAUUGACUUUACCUCUGAUGGCAAAUUGAUGAUUACUGAGAGAGAAAUUUGCAUUGAACGCUCGCGUUUUGCGUGCUUUAAUAAAUUACCUAGUGAUUUUAUAUGAAGCCUAAUUUCUCACUACGAUAUACUUAUACGCAAAAUACCAGACAGAAUUGUUACUAAUAAAUAAUAAUAUAUGGAAUACAUAUCUAUUUCUGUCCUUUAUUCUCUUUCAACAUAAAUAAAAUCAUACUAAAUAAUGUACCUACUUUAAAUUUUUCUGAUUGCCUUAAAAAUAACUAAUUUGUUACCUAUGCCAAAGCAAGACUGGGUGUUUGGAAUAAUAUUCGCCUCAGAAAAUGUUUGCAAUAGGGUUUAAUUUUAAACAAUUUCAACAUAUUCUAAACACCCUGUAUAAUAAAUAGAAUAAUAAGUUAAAAAUAACUAAUCAUAUAUUUUGGCAACUAUUGAAACGAUCUAUGAAAACAAUAAUAUGUAAUUAUUAUUUUUUAUUUAUUACAAAAAGUAUGUACAACAAGAGGUACCACCCUAGACGGUAGGUACUUUAUAUUGUUAAUGUGAAUGUACGUUGUAUAGAUUAUUAAAAAUAAUAAAAAGUAUUUUUUUAUAUAUAAUGAAAACUAUGUUUACAAUGAACGCACUUUUAAAGACUGAUCGGUAGUAGAAAAUUAAGGAAAAUUUGGUUACACAUUUAAAUAUUGCGGUGAAGUACCUAAUUGAAAUAUUUAUUUGUGUAAGGCUUAGGGAUAACAAAGUCAGGGCUCCAUUCGUUGUUGGCAAUUUUAAAUAAUAUGUAUAUUUAAGUUAUCAGAAAUCUGAAAAUAUUUACAAAGGUUGGUGAAAAAUCAGUUUGGUAUAUUGAAAUCGGGCCCUGACUUUGAUUGUGGCGGUGCUUAAGAGGUUUAAAUAUUUCGUUGGGUUCAUAUAGGCAUAUUUAUUCAUAAUGGAUUGUGACACUUCCUGUAUCACUAACUAUUGACGUGGUGUUAGAAUAAAUAUAACGUCCCUGUUAUUAAACAUAUGAUAAAUUUUUUUAUACCUAAUCUAUCUUAAAAGUAAGUAUAUUCUAUUGAAUCUGAUGAAAUAUUUUUCGAAAUAAUAAUACAGUGUCCACCAUAAUAGUUGUAACUUGAUGAUUUUGUUUGGUCAAAUCGAAUAAUUAUCAUUGGUAACGAAUAUUAUGGAGUUAUGAAAAAAAAAAAAAAUGUAAAGGAUAAAUAUGUAAUUUAUGUUAAUGCUCAGAUUGAAAAUAAAGAUGUUUCUAACGUCUUUAUUUUUAAUUAAUUUAAUAAGAAAUUUAAUGAUAUAUGAUAUUUUGUAGGUUUUGGCAAAAGUUUAGAAUAAAAUUUUUCCUGACUUUUAAAUAAUUGAUUAAAACGCUUUUAUGUAUAUACAUUUGAAUCAAAACUAGCUGGAGAGUGAGAGUGAGACAACUUCUUUUAUAAGCAUAUGCAGUUACGUUAAUGUUAUAAAGAAGAGGUUUUCUGUUUUAUUUUUGCUUCUUGUCCAAUAAAAGAGAGAAAUUUAGUUUAGGAACAAGGACCAGCUGUCUGAAGUAAAACAUUUUUGCAUUCAAAAGGACAUCAAAUGUUAUAUGAAACAGCGUUUUACUUUUACGCUAGACUUUUAUUGCCGAAACCAACAAAAAAAAAAAGUAGCUCAAUUUCGUAAUAGAAAUCAGCUCAAAAUAUAAUUUCCUAAAUUAAUUAUUUUUUAUUAAAAACUAAUAUGUACUAUACAAUACAAAAAAAAAUAACAUCGUUAAAGAAUAGAAGAAAAGCAAAAACAAUGAAAGAAAUAAGCUAUUAUUAGAAAAACUCGAUUUUAAGAAAGAGAUGUUAUAAAUUACGUAAUAUUAUACAUAUUAUAGAUAUAUUCUAAGUAAAUGUUUUUAAAAAAGAGAUCUAGUUAUAAAUAUUCAUGUUAAGCAUAAUAUAAUGUGUCAUAUAGAUGUCAUGAACUUCUCAUGCUCUCAUGAAUAAAAUGAUAAAAUUCCACACUGAAAUAAUA
This is a messenger RNA of Ceutorhynchus assimilis (cabbage seed weevil), 19251 nucleotides long. NCBI's taxonomy places the organism in Eukaryota, Metazoa, Arthropoda, Insecta, Coleoptera, Curculionidae. The record is from the annotation of a GenBank genome assembly.